AUGCCGCUGGGCCUGAAUCCCCAUCAAUAUCGUAUGGGCCGUAAAAACUUUGCUCCCUUCAGUGGGCAACAAAAGAAUGUUAACCUUUUUGAAAAACCUUUCGACAAAUUCUUUAUUGUAAAACGCAUUUCUGAAAACAACGAAACAUUUAACAGCGUUUCACCGUUUCUAGUAGAAAAAGCAAUGACAGGAGCACUUGGAGAAGUUGUUUCAACUCGAAAACUUCGCUCUGGUGACUUACUUGUAGAAGUCGGUAGCCGCAAGCAAGCUCAACAAAUAAUUAAAUUAAAGGUAUUAGCAUCUCUAACCGGUAGUGAAAGCGCUCAUACGGCGCUUAAUUCUUCAAAAGGCGUAAUAACCUGUGGCGAGCUAUUUAACGACACCUUGGACAAAAUUACAGCAGAAUUGAAACCCGAAAAAGUGACGCAUGUAUGCCGUAUAACAAUUCGGCGGGAUGGACAACUCCUUCUCACAAAACACUUUAUUUUGACAUUUAGUAGACCUAAAUUGACAGAACGGGUAAAAGUGGGCUAUAUGAGACUAGCCGUGAGACCUUACAUACCAAAUCCUCUCUGGUGCUUUCAGUGCCAACGAUUUGGACACUCGAAAUCCAACUGCCGCGGGACUCUCACUUGCGCCCGGUAUGCAGUGAAAGGCCACGAAAGUCAGCAAUGUUCCGCUGAAGAAAAAUGUGUGAAUUGCAAUGGCAAUCACACUUCAUUUUCUAGGUCAUGUCCACGUUGGUUGAUGGAGAAACAGAUUCUAACAAUUAAACAUAAAGAAAAUAUCUCUUACUCUGAAGCUAGGCGUAAAGUACAGUGUGUCCAGACACCGACACCUGGUGUAACUUGUGCUUCCGUUUUGCAAAAACAAUUUUGUGCAAAUUGCUCUUGCACUAAUUGCGUUAAAAAUAUCAAUGAAAGUAAGCCGCCUGUGAAAUCAGACUCCGAUUCUGAAAAGUCCGUAACUAGUGCUCCUGAAACUGGAAAACCUGAAAUAGCUCAACGCAAACGGAAAUCAAAUGAAUCACUAAAGCUUAAGCUUUCGAAACGUGGCGUUUCCGAAAAACAUCUUUCACAAAAGAUAAAAGCAUCAAGUUUACAUAACUCUGUCACUCUGGGACUUGCGAAUCAGGGUAUAGUCCAAAAGGAUCUAUCAUCCAUUUUCAGUGGCGUGCCCAAUUGUCUCGAACUUAUCGCACUACAUUCAUCCGAAGAAGAGGAUGAAAUCCAAAUGAGUUGCGCAAUAAGCAUAUUCUGGUGCAAUGCCCGAGUUUUAAUACAUUUAGACGAAACCAUUUUGGUAAAAAUAACAUUGAAUUAA
This is a messenger RNA of Argiope bruennichi, 1323 nucleotides long. RefSeq lists its product as uncharacterized. The transcript has a single exon. The record is from RefSeq and is a predicted model, not a curated record. NCBI's taxonomy places the organism in Eukaryota, Metazoa, Arthropoda, Arachnida, Araneae, Araneidae. The coding region runs from base 1 to 1323 and encodes 440 amino acids.